CCCCAUCCCAUCCCAACCUGAUUUCUAGGUAAUCUCUCUCUCUCUCUCUCUCUCUCUCUCUCUCUCUCUCUCUCAAUGAAUCUUUGAUUGUUGGCGACUAGCAAAUAUAUUUUCGAGUCUUCUUGCAAUCCAGAUUGCAGGGGCACGUAACUACAUACUCAAUUACAUUUCUUUCUUUGGUAACCCUUUAUGAUUCUUCGUGUCAGAAACCUAAGAAGAAACAGCUUCUUUACUGACCUAUUUCUUCCUCGCUUUUCCAAUGCUUCCUCUGGAGAUUUCUGUUGCUUUCUUUCUUCAUCAUCCUUUCCUUACGCACUGGACUCGUCCUCCUUAAGGAGAACACAAAUUGGCUGUCAAGAAGAGAAAACUUCAGAUUGGACUAAAAGUUCAGAAUUUGAUGUUCUCGUAGCCAAAGUUCGUGCUGCAACUAGCGUCGAUGAAAUUUUUAUGUCACUUAGCCAUGACCAUAUUUGCAAUGCUUUACAAAUUUCGGACAGCAUGCUUGGUGUACUACUACAUCAAUUCAGAGAUGAUUGGAAGUCUGCAUUAGGAAUUUUUAGAUGGGCAGUAUCACGUCCUGGCUAUAGACCCUUAGCAGAAUCAUAUGAUAUGAUUGUGGACAUACUGGGUAAAGCAAAGCAAAUGAAAAGGAUGAGAGAGCUGAUAGAGGAAAUGCGUCUGUCCAAUGUUGUGACACUGAGUACCAUAGCUAAGGUUAUGCGGAGGCUUGCAGGUGCAGGAGAGUGGGAACAUGCUGUCAAAACGUUUGAUGAGUUAGGAAAUUUUGGGUUGGUGAAAAAUACCGAAUCCAUGAACUUGUUGCUUGACACUCUUUGCAAAGAGAACAGAGUCGAGCAAGCGCGUGCAAUUUUCUUGGAGCUCAAAUCACACAUCCCUCCAAAUGCUCACACAUUUAACAUUUUCAUUCAUGGUUGGUGCAAAAUCAGUCGUGUUGAUGAGGCUCUGUGGACAAUCCAGGAAAUGAAGGGACAAGGUUGUCGCCCUUGUGUCAUCAGCUACUCAACCAUCAUCCAGUCCUAUUGUCACCAAUCCAGCUUCCAAAAGGUGUAUGAACUCCUUGAUGAUAUGCAAGCUCAAGGGUGCCCACCAAAUGUUGUUACUUACACCACUAUCAUGUAUUCACUGGCGAAAUCAGGGGAGUUUGUGGAAGCAUUACAAAUACCUGAGAGAAUGAGAUCUGCUGGAUGUAAACCUGAUACACUUUUUUACAAUGCCUUGAUUCACACUCUGGGGCGAGCUAACCGAUUGGAAGAGGCUGUUCAAGUUUUUGAAGUGGAGAUGCCCAAUCUUGGUAUCAUUCCUAAUACAUCAACCUACAAUUCAAUGAUCGCAAUGUUUUGCCAUCAUGCCGAACUAGGGAAGGCCGUAAAUGUCCUCAAGGAGAUGGAAAAUUCUCCAUUUUGUAAGCCCAAUGCGCUGUCAUACUGCCCGUUGCUCAAGUCAUGCUUUAAAUAUGGGAAGACAGAUAGCUGGUUGUGCGGAUUGUUGGAUGACAUGCAUAAGCAACAUAUUAGUCUUGAUAUCUCUUCCUAUACCCUUUUGAUUCACGGGCUUUGUAGAGCGAACAAAUGUGAAUGGGCAUACCUCCUAUUUGAGGAGAUGAUUGGUCAAGACAUAGCACCAAGAUAUCUGACAUGCCAGUUGCUUUUGGAUGAAAUCAAACAGAAGAAUAUGUAUGAUGCGGCUGAGAGGAUAGAAACCUUCAUAAAGCAAAUGAAAUUUUCUUGAGGUGCUGGAGAUAAUAUAUCUACCAUUUUCAAAUCACAACUAAUUCUUAUUUAGCUCAUACAAUGACGAAAAGAGUUCCUGCCUGAAUUUGCCAAUUGCUGGAUGCUUGAGGUUGAAGGAACACAUAUCUGAGUGGGUGUCUAAUUGGUUGUACCAAUUACCAGUGAUUUGUAGAUCUAGAGUAUCGUGAUAGUAAACAUGUUUGUGCUUGUGGUCAUGAGCGUAAGCGGAUUACUUUGUGCUUUACCUAACCUCCCAUUUGCCCAUUUUGUGGAUCUUUCUUCCCUAAACAUAUGUGCAUUUACUAGCCCUUGUAGCUUGGUAGUUUGUACUGAUGCAAUAUUCACUUCUGGAGCUGUUUUGUUCAGGUAAGAUCCCACCUCAUUUUGAAACUUAAGACUAGAUGAGAAUGUGGUGUUUAGGGUUGUUGGAAGUAUAUUGGUUUGUUCUUCGUUUCCCCUCAAAAUUUAUUCACCUCCUAUGGAUCUUAUAACUUUGUUCACAUACUAUAUAAAGUGCUUGUGUAUCGAUUGGAUUACCUUCUUUUUUUUUA
Messenger RNA from Rhododendron vialii, 2302 nucleotides. RefSeq names its product pentatricopeptide repeat-containing protein At3g04130, mitochondrial. Gene Ontology annotation, molecular function: protein binding. The transcript has 2 exons. Lineage: Eukaryota; Viridiplantae; Streptophyta; Magnoliopsida; Ericales; Ericaceae. Bases 190 to 1749 code for a protein of 519 amino acids. The record is from RefSeq and is a predicted model, not a curated record.